UUUUGUUAGAAAGAUUUUAAAAGGUCUCUUCGUGUUUUUCGGAGAUAAACUCGUCUCGACAUAGAGAGAAGAGAGAAUUGCAAGAGAGAGAGAGAGAGAGAGGGGAGGUACCAUUGGAAUAUUCAGAAAGAGUAAUAAUAAUAAUAUAAUGGAAGAAGUGGCACAAGAAUCUGAACUCCAAUGUGAACAUGCUACAUUGCAAACUAAGGUUGAUGAGUUUGACCAACUACUGCAAAGAGGCAAAGAGGGAAACCUUUUGGACCAUACUUUUAGGGAUUCCACUGAGAAGCUUCAUUCUGCAAAGAGGGAACUUGCAGCUAAGCUGCGGUCAACUCUGUCAUUGAAACGGCUGCUCGAGUAUGUGCCAUCACAAGCUGAACUCAUUCAGUACGUUCUUCUAUUACUGCUUUUCCCUUCUGUGCAAAAACUUUUCCUCCCUGCUGAAUUUAAAAAUUCCUUUUUAGUAUGCUCAGAAAUAUAAGGAGUCAGGCUUUCUAAAAAAUGUUUUUUUUUUCCUUAACAAGAAAAAGAAAUAUAAGGAGCCGUGCAUGUUGCGUUGGUGUAGAACUGUUUUAUUGACUUAAAAACCAAGUAAACUCUAGCUCUUUGAAAACUUUUAUCUGGAGCAAAUUCAAGCUAAGGAAUAUGUGGGAGUCUAACCUUAUCUAAAGGUACUUGAACUCUUUAAAGAGUUUCAUCAUUUAUCAAUGAAACCUCGUUUCAUCGUAGUCCAAAUCUGGUAAGCUCUUAAAUCUGUGAAGAGGUUUUUGCUUUCAAGAAUUAAUGGAGUAGCUUUUAGCUACGAUAUUGAUAGAGUAGCAUUUAGCUGCGAUAUGAAUAGAAGCAAUCGGUUAUGGUAUUGAUUUAGAAAACCCUGGAUUGGCUUUUCACCUGCUGUUUAUCUUGGUUUUAGUUUGUUAAUGUAAAUAUCUGUGAUAGCUGCCUUACUAUUUUAUAUAUGUUUCAACUUUCUAAGUGAAAGAGGACCUGUGUACAAAAUUUAAUAGAGGAUUUUCUGUUUGAGAUUUAUAAAUGUCUCAGAGUUUUACUGUUGUGAAGUAGCUAAGCAGGAGGUGGGAUCUGAUUCUCCAGCAUCCCUCCAUGAUGAUUUUGGAGAUGAAAACUGCAUAAGAGCAAAUUAGCUUGUAGGGUGUAGAUGUAUUCUGAUGGAUUAUGUUCAAUGGUCUUUUUAGUUUCUUGAUUAUUUAGGUAAUGUUGAACUUCAGUUGUCUUCUGAUAUUGUGUAAGCAAGAGCAAUGCGCUGUUGUCAAAGGCGCACUUUGAAGCGAGGCGCAAAACAUGCUGAGCGCUUCGCGUCGCUUAGCAGGCGCUUCAGUGUUGUCAUCAAUGCUCUAAUGCAUACUUUUCCAUGCAAAUGAGCGUAAUCUUGAAGAGGUGACACUAAACAAUUGAUCACUUUAUCGUUAUCUAUUUCAUUUUCUUUAUCCAUAUAUAUGUUAUUCAUGCUUAUACUUAUUAGUCUAGGACUACACAUACAUCUUUGUAUUUUUCCUCCAUUGCGCCUUUCUUCAUUAAAACCCACACUUUAUUAGUGCUUUGCGCUUAAAGCCCAGCGAACCUUAGAGCUUUUUUACGAUUUUCGCCCUUGAUAACUGCAAUGGACACCCUUGAAUAUGGCUGAUUUCAAAUUUAGUGCAUUCAUUGCUUACUACUGGAAGUAUCAAGAAUUUUUUCCUCAUCUUUUUUUUCAUUGCUGAUGUCAAUUCCUUCUCUUAAUGUAUUAAUGUUCCUUCUAGUACCUUAUCUCCUAAAAAGUAAAAACGUUAAUAGGAAAAGAGAUGAGGAAAACUUGCAUAUACUUUGGGAACAUAGAGUCAAAUGUUAUGUUGUCUGGAAUCAUUCGUUCCCUAUAUAAAUGUGUCUUAAAACUCAAAUUUUGACUCUGCUGCUCCAAUAAAACUACUGAAGUUUUUCACUGUUCUUAAAAACUUAUAGGAGGCAAGUACAUUGUUGUAAACGCCUGCAGUUUUUCUUUAAAAAGGGGCAGGGUGAUGGGAGGGGAGUUGAACGCUCUAAAUUUUACUUCGUCAAUAAGACAUUCCCUAUUUGAUUCUAGAAAAACAAAAUAAGGCAUUUCCGUACGAUAGGAAAGUUUUUAGAACUAAUCAUUGUAGAUGGUUAACUGGUUAAUUAUCACUUGAAGUUUUGUAAAGAUGAUACUUGUACCAGCCACCGCGACUUUCUUAUACAAUUGGAUUCUUUGCUUUCGCUGCUUGUUUCUGUUUUCAGUUAAAGAGCACCUUAGAUAUGUGAAAAAGUUUAAGUGUGGCAUGAGUCAAAUAAACUAACAGUUCCAAGUAGCAUUUUUUGGCUUCAUGUAUUUAUUAUUGUCCUUAGGUAUGAGAAACUUUGACACUGUGAUUUCAAGAUCAUUUAUCAUCUCCUCUAUCAUCUGGUCCAACUUUUGAUGUUUGAACAUAUUAUCAUGUAGUUGAACAACAAAAGUGGAGCACUAGUUUUGGAGAUCCGGAAUUGUUCAUCAUAUUUAUAGUUAAGGAAAGAUACCGGGACAAAGAGUAGAAAAUUAGAUGGUUUCACAUAUCAAUUACCACAACUCUUGUUAUAAAGCCUAUUAGUAUGUAUAGUGUAGUCUUGUCCAACAUUGGAAGAGGAGUAAUAUCUCCUUGUAGUGUAUAGCUAUA
Nicotiana tabacum (common tobacco) is the source of this 2663-nucleotide messenger RNA. The record is from RefSeq and is a predicted model, not a curated record. Lineage: Eukaryota; Viridiplantae; Streptophyta; Magnoliopsida; Solanales; Solanaceae.